ACAAAGUUGAAAAAGGAACUGAGAGCCCGUGACCGGCACGAUUACAGGUCCACGCGGCAAGCAAAUCCAAUGGCGCUCGAGUAAGAGCGAAACUCAAACCAAAACGAUCGCCACUCGGCCCUCAGCAAUUAUGAAAUUUCCACGUCCUCCCUCAAAAAGAGCCGACAUUGGACGCAUACCACUUCUCUUCUCUCCUCCAAUUAGCUAACAGAAGCUUUGAUUUCCAGGCGGUCACUAUGGCUAUGAGCGCACUGUUGCGACGGAACGCUAUGGUCGCUGUCGCGUCGGCGGCGCCAUCGUUCCACCGGCUAGCGAGGCUUGCUCUGCCCCGAUCCUACUCAACCGCCGGGGCACCCCAGCCUCAGCUCGACCCUGAGUACUGGGGUUACAGCGCCACCGGCAGCUACGGCGAGACUCGACGGGAUUCCGUUUGUCCGGUUCCGGUGGCUGAUACAGACAGCUCGGUUCAGCUGCGGGGAGUACAGUGGGCGUUCAUUGGAUGUCCGCUCGCCAAGAAGCGGGUGUACGCGCAGACCAUCUCAACUCUCAAGGCUUCUGCAAGUUCCUUACAUUUCAAUGGCGAUUCUCGUCAGCCAAGAGCUCAAUCCUCGCUCCUCUGUCUAUAGACAGAUUGCCAAUGCUGUGAAUCGUGGGGAAUGUGUUCCAGAGGACAUAAUUUUUGGACUGCUUUCUAAAAGGUUGGAAGAAGGAUACUACAGAGGUGAAACUGGUUUCGUUCUGGAUGGAAUUCCUCGUACCCGACUUCAAGCUGAAAUCCUUGAUGAACUUGUUGAAAUUGAUUUGGUUGUUAAUUUUAAAUGUUCUGAUGAGUACUUGGAAAAACAUCAAGAAGGGCCCUGGAAGGACAAGCUGAAAGAACACUUUGAACAGAGCAAGCCACUUGAAGCUUAUUACCAGAAGGAGAAAAGGCUUCUUGACUUCCAAGUGAGCACUGCACCAAGGGAUACUUGGCAAGGACUGUUGGCUGCGCUACACCUAGAGGAACUAAAUGCUGUACACUCUUCCAACAAGAAGCUCAUUGCUCCCCCUUUUCUGCGGUAGAAUCUCUCCCCAUAAACCCAUCUUUCGGAUGGAGGCAGGCACCAUAUGGUUUGUAAAUGCAAAGUAAUGUGUAUAGCAGCUAGUUAGCCACCGCAAACUCAAUUACGAGAUGGAAAUUUUGCUACUCAUCCACCUAUUCUACUAGCAACUACCAUAACCAGUUGUCAGUAUUCUCUUCACACUGUUAGUUACUCAAACUGCAUUAUGCCCUGUGAUGUUAACAGAAACUACUACUGAAUGGCAAGUUUGCAAAAGUUCGUUCGUUCAGCAAAACUGCAGAAAGUUGGUUGAGUAAGCGUUGAUUGGCUUCGCUUAUCUUUAUUAUUUAUAAUAAUUAUUAUGACUAAUACCAAAUGAUAACAGAGGGAUAAAAACUGAACAAAUACAAGAGGUAGUGUUGGUGCUAUUCCUGCCACGAGAAUAUCAAUAGAAAAGAGUUUAUUUAAAGAAGCAGCAAUUAUGAUACAAGAUCAGCAGGUCUCUGUUCAUCUGAAGUAGCUUGAACCUGAGCUGCAUACUGCAAGUUCCAUAGUAUGUCCUCAAAGGAGGGCCGGCAUGAUGCCGAUUCAGGACUGAUGCAUUUGUCUGUUAUGGAUAUCACAGUUGCCAAUGAUUCUUGUGAGGCAGUUGCAAGUACCGUUGGGUUUAUCAACUUUGCUCUGCUUUCUUGGCUGGUACAAGAUGCCAAUUUUUGUGCCAGGAACUCGUCCCUCUCCGCAGAUACCGAAUUGCUAGUAAGUGAUUGAAGGAGUAUGAACCCGAAGCCAUGGAUGUCGUCUUCAUCUUUCGACGUCUGCCUGCAGUUAAACAACAUUGAUAAAUGGGAGAACAGUUCAAUAUGUGUUUCAUAGAUCGCCUAUAAUGUGGUUCUAAAGUUCUUAGCAUGAGUUAAUUCAAAGGAAUCUUUACCAGGAA
Messenger RNA from Linum tenue, 1977 nucleotides. Lineage: Eukaryota; Viridiplantae; Streptophyta; Magnoliopsida; Malpighiales; Linaceae. The record is from the annotation of a GenBank genome assembly.